CGCGUGAGCUCACGCAAUCCUCGCGAGCUGCCUGUGACUACUCUUCCCCUAGGGUUUUCGUCUUCUGCAAAAUCAAUAGCGAUUUGGGUGUUAAAGCUCCUCUCUUUCAAUCUCAAUCAACCUUCGAUUCGGCGUCAACACCUCGUCACUCCUCCGACCUUAAAACCCUAGAGAAACCCUAUUCGAAAAUGUCUUCUGAUCACGGAGGUGGAGGCGCUUCGAAGAAGAAGAGCCACCACAAGCUUCCCCAGAACCGAUCCAAACCAAUGGCGGCCCCCAGACCCAACCGAUCGGUCCCACUCCCCUCGGAGGACGACGACGACUACCCCAUGCUCAAGGUCAGCUUGAGCUCAAUCUCCAAGCUCGAAGUUCGGAACUUGAAACGGAAACUAACGGCCGAGCUAGACCAAGUCAGGAGCUUGAUGACGCGGUUCGAUCCCCAACCUCAGAGCAAGAAGACGAAACAAACAGGUAACAAGAAAGGUAAUGCUCAGAUUCUCAAGAGCUGCAACGCUCUGCUUACUAAGCUGAUGAAGCAUAAGGAUGGGUGGGUGUUUAAUGUUCCCGUGGACGCUAAAGUACUUGGCUUGCAUGAUUACCACAGUAUUGUUAAGGAGCCUAUGGAUUUGGGGACGGUGAAGGCUAAGCUAGGGAGUGGUUUGUAUGAGUCUCCGCUUGAUUUCGCUGAAGAUGUGAGGCUUACUUUUAAUAAUGCGAUAUUGUAUAACCCCGUUGGGCAUGAGGUGCAUAGUAUGGCUAAGUUUCUGUUGAACAUGUUUGAAGAGAAGUGGGUUUCUAUUGAGGUUCAGUUUGAUAAUCUUCAUAGGAAGGUUAAACCGACUCGCGACAUUGCGUUGUUCUCUCCUCCUGUUGCUCCUGUUGUGGAGGCGGUACGUUCCCCUCCACUGCUUCCGCCUGCAGUGAUUGAGGAUAGGACUUUGGAGAGAGCUGAGUCUAUGCCGACGCCUGUGGAGCCUGAGACUGUGACUACUAGUGCCCUGGAGAAGCCUGAAGAGGAAGAGGAGGAGGAGGCGCCUGUUGAUGUUAGGGACCUGACGAUGGAUGAGAAGCGGAGACUCAGUGAAGAGCUUCAGGACUUGCCUUAUGACAAACUAGAGACGGUGGUUCAGAUUAUCAAGAAGAGUAAUCCGGAACUGUCGCAGCAGGAUGAUGAGAUUGAGCUGGAUAUUGAUAGUGUUGACAUCCAAACGCUUUGGGAGCUUUAUAGAUUUGUGAUUGGGUAUAAGGAGGGGUUGAGCAAUAAAAAGGAGGAUCAGGGGUUUGGUUCUGAAAGAGAUGCUGAAUCUGUUCACAAUAGUAUCCAAGAACCGACCACUCUAGCAACUGGCACUGAAACAUCAAGAGCUAAUGAAUCAGGAAAAGCAAUUCGCAUGUCAUCUCCUGGUCGGCAAGAAAACAACGCAGGUGGAUCAAGUAGUUCUAAUAGUUCUAGCAGUGACACAGGGUCUGGCUCUAGUGAUUCUGACAGUGACAGCUCUUCAGGACGCGGAUCAGAUACGGGUAACUAGCGCCUGAGAAGUUUAAAAAGGGUCUAGCUUUAGAGUCAGUGUUGUCAUGUUGUUUACCCAUCUCUUUCAAUAGCACACUUAGAUUUUUUCUACGUUGAUGACUUUUACCAGGCUGGAUUGUUUGUUUUCUGUAUUAGGUUUUUGUUACUGUACAGAAGAAAUGAACAACUUUUAGAUGUCACUGUCUCUCA
Molecule: messenger RNA, 1720 nt
Organism: Brassica oleracea var. oleracea
Lineage: Eukaryota; Viridiplantae; Streptophyta; Magnoliopsida; Brassicales; Brassicaceae
Product: transcription factor GTE5, chloroplastic-like
Exons: 4
Coding region: 189-1529 (446 amino acids)
Molecular function (GO): protein binding
Source: RefSeq, a predicted model, not a curated record